AUGGAUGUCGUUGCGGUACAAGUUGAAACAUGGCUUCGAGCCUUCACUGCUUUUGCACAGAAUAAAAGACUUGCACAAGGCUUUUUACAGAAGGGGUUGCAACGUAAAAAGUGGAUCAUUGUAGGCGGCGGCAUUCUGUCUUAUUUGAUGUGGGUGCGCUAUCGACGAUACAAAUACAUUGUCAUGAUUCGAAAAAAGUAUCCCAAUCCACUUGACGUUUUGAAUAAUCCAGAGAUUGCUCAAGAAAUACAUGCUACUACCAUGAAAAAGGAAUUUCCUUCAACCGAACUGGCGCUCUUCAAGACAUUCACCAUACCUACCAUUAGUAAAUUGUUGGUGGCCACAAAGCAAUUCGAACACGAUGCAAGUCGUCGUGCGGAAGAUACCGAGCUCUUAUUGAAUGAAAUUGUGGACACAUAUGGUCGCAUCCAGAAACAAUUACAAAAAGACCCCGACACGCCAGAAGAGGAUAUCCAGGCACAAUGGAAAAGGCCGACAUUAGCGUUGGAGCGACUGAAUGAACUGCAUGGAAAGUACUCUAUAUUGAAUGAAGACUAUAUUUACACGCUCUCCUUAUUCAUCUUUGAGCCCAUCUCUUGGAUUAACCGAUUUGAAUGGCGAACAUUGGAUGAAAGAGAGAUCAAUGCUCUUUUUCGUGUUUGGUAUGAUGUAGGCAUUGCCAUGAAAAUGAAAGAUGUGCCUGAUACACCCGAGAAAAUGCUUGCUUUUAAGAAUAUGUAUGCACAAAAGAAGAUUGCUUAUGCACCCUCGAAUUGGAAAUGUGGGGAGCCAACCGUCCGACAUUUACUCUCCAACUUACCACGCUGUCUUCAAGAAACGGCUUACACACUCUCCCUUUACGUACUGCCGUCUGUGCUGGACACAGAAGAUGUCGUCGCCUUUCGUUUGCCUCACGCCGAAUCCAAGCUGAUCACUUACUUAUUUCGAGCCACCAUGUUUUUGCGCGCACUAUUUAUUCGGUAUUGGAUGCUGCCUCGAUCGCAUUACGUGAAUCGUACCCCGUUUUAUGCCACCACCACGAGCACAGGCGUGGAUCGCUAUGUCCCCGAGUUUGACUAUUAUCAGCGUCGUAUCUAUAAAGACGGCUAUCUCAUUUCAGAAUUAGGCCCUGACCAUUUCAAACCGCCUUUUUGUCAUGAAGCCGUCAUUCAACCGUCUUUCUGUCCCUCUCUUUUAGCAAAGAAAUAA
Mycotypha africana is the source of this 1209-nucleotide messenger RNA. RefSeq lists its product as uncharacterized. The record is from RefSeq and is a predicted model, not a curated record. Lineage: Eukaryota; Fungi; Mucoromycota; Mucoromycetes; Mucorales; Mycotyphaceae. The coding region runs from base 1 to 1209 and encodes 402 amino acids. The transcript has 4 exons. Gene Ontology annotation, molecular function: oxidoreductase activity.